AUGGUCAGGAUUCAAGAAAACCGUAUUAGUAUCAUCCUUGGAGUUGCUGAGGGUGAAUUUUUCAUCCAUGAUGCUGAGAUUCAGAAAUCAGCCCUUCAGAUCAUCAUCAAUUGUGUCUGCGGCCCAGAUAACCGGAUCUCCAGUAUUGGCAAAUUCAUUUCUGGAACUCCUCGGCGAAAGCUUCCUCAGGCCCCUAAGAGCAGUGAGCAUACACUGGCUAAGAUGUGGAAUGUAGUGCAGUCCAACAAUGGCAUCAAAGUGCUGCUGUCAUUGCUGUCUAUAAAGAUGCCAAUCACAGAUGCUGACCAGAUCCGAGCAUUAGCCUGCAAAGCCUUGGUGGGGCUCUCACGCAGCAGUACUGUCCGUCAGAUUAUCAGCAAGCUCCCACUCUUCAGCAGCUGUCAAAUUCAGCAGCUGAUGAAAGAGCCAGUGCUUCAGGACAAGCGCAGUGAGCAUGUGAAGUUCUGUAAAUAUGCUGCUGAACUGAUAGAGCGUGUCUCUGGGAAGCCAUUGCUGAUUGGCACAGAUGUCUCCCUGGCUCGGUUGCAGAAAGCGGAUGUGGUGGCUCAGUCAAGAAUCACAUUUCCUGAGAAGGAGCUGCUGCUCCUGAUUCGGAACCAUCUCAUCUCUAAGGGCCUAGGAGAAACCGCAUCUAUCCUUACUAAAGAGGCUGACCUACCCAUGACUGCAGCAUCCCAUUCAUCUGCCUUCACCCCCGUUGCGGCUGCUGCCUCUCCCGUGGCCCUGCCUCGCACUCCUCGCAUAGCUAAUGGCAUCUCAGCCCGUUUGAGUAGCCACACUUCUGUAGGUUCUGCUGCCACAUCUGUCCACGCUCAGGCAAGGCCACCUGCGUCCCAAGGUCCACUUGCCCUUCCAGGCCCUUCUUAUGCCAGCAACUCUCCUCUGAUUGGCAGGAUUAGCUUUGUCAGGGAGAGGCCAUCUCCCUGCAACAGCAGAAAAAUAAGAGUGUUGCGACAAAAAUCGGACCAUGGCGCCUACAGCCAGAGCCCAGCUAUCAAAAAGCAGCUGGACAGACACCUUCCUUCCCCACCCACACUGGACAGUAUAAUCACAGAGUACCUUAGGGAGCAGCAUGCCCGCUGCAAAAACCCUGUUGCUACCUGUCCCCCUUUCUCUCUCUUUACUCCCCACCAAUGUCCUGAGCCAAAACAGAGGCGCCAAGCGCCAACUAACUUUACCUCACGGCUGACCCGCAGGGCAGCCUUUCCGAAGUACGGAGGGGUGGAUGGUGGCUGCUUUGAUAGACAUCUUAUAUUUAGCAGGUUCCGUCCAAUAUCUGUGUUCCGGGAAGCAAAUGAGGAUGAGAGUGGCUUUACCUGUUGUGCUUUUUCUGCACGUGAACGAUUCUUAAUGCUGGGUACUUGCACAGGGCAGUUAAAACUAUACAAUGUAUUCAGUGGACAGGAAGAGGCUAGUUACAACUGCCAUAACUCUGCUAUCACACAUCUUGAGCCGUCAAGGGAUGGAUCCUUAUUGCUGACAUCUGCUACGUGGAGCCAACCUCUGUCUGCGUUGUGGGGAAUGAAGUCUGUCUUUGAUAUGAAGCAUUCCUUCCCUGAUGACCAAUAUGUGGAGUUCAGCAAGCACUCUCAAGAUAGAGUCAUUGGCACAAAAGGAGACAUUGCCCAUAUCUAUGAUAUUCAGACCGGCAACAAGCUAUUGACUCUGUUUAACCCAGAUCUCGCCAAUAACUACAAGAAGAACUGUGCCACAUUUAACCCUACUGAUGACCUUGUCCUAAAUGAUGGUGUUCUCUGGGAUGUCAGAUCAGCGCAAGCCAUCCACAAGUUUGAUAAAUUCAACAUGACCAUCAGUGGUGUUUUCCAUCCCAAUGGGUUAGAGGUCAUAGUCAACACAGAAAUUUGGGACCUCCGAACUUUCCAUUUGUUACAUACAGUUCCUGCGCUGGAUCAGUGUCGUGUGGUCUUCAACUAUACGGGCACAGUUAUGUAUGGAGCUAUGUUGCAGGCAGAUGAUGAAGAUGAACUUCUGGAGGAGAGAAUGAGAAGUCCUUUUGGCUCUUCUUUCAGGACGUUCAAUGCAACUGAUUAUAAACCCAUAGCUACCAUAGAUGUAAAGCGGAAUAUCUUUGACUUGUGCACAGACAGCAAGGAUUGCUAUCUGGCUGUCAUUGAGAACCAAGGCAGCAUGGAUUCCAUGAACAUGGAUACAGUUUGCAGACUGUAUGAAGUGGGUAGGCAGCGUUUGGCAGAAGAUGAAGAGGAUGAAGAAGAAGAUCAGGAGGAAGAAGAACAAGAGGAAGAAGAUGAUGAUGAAGAUGAUGAUGAUACAGAUGACCUUGAUGAACUAGAUACAGACCAGCUACUGGAGGCUGAGUUGGAGGAGGAUGAGAACAAUGAGAAUGCUGGUGAGGAUGGAGAAAAUGACUUUUCGCCCUCUGACGAUGAGGAACUUGCCAACCUCCUGGAAGAGGGUGAUGAGGGUGAAGAUGAAGACUCUGAUGCUGAUGAGGAAGUUGAGCUGAUUCUUGGAGAUACUGACAGCUCCGAUAAUUCCGACUUGGAAGAUGACAUAAUCUUGACUCUGAACGAGUGAGGAGCGAGUGUUAGGUGGGGUGCUGCCAGGAGGAAACACUCCCUUCCCAGCAGAAGACCAGAGACCAAAUUGGAAAUGGAUUUUGAGCACCCCAACCCUUUUCCUCCUGGAAAAACCUGAGGAACUUCAGCUCAUCCGCUGUGUUGGUUUGAGUCAGUUUGAGGCUCAGAGCAAAGUCUGAAGCUCUUCAAUAAAGAGAACUGGGGUUAGGCCU
This is a messenger RNA of Centrocercus urophasianus (Greater sage-grouse), 2791 nucleotides long. It is a transcript of the gene DCAF1, whose product is annotated as DDB1 and CUL4 associated factor 1. The record is from RefSeq and is a predicted model, not a curated record. The transcript is spliced from 12 exons. Gene Ontology annotation, biological process: protein ubiquitination. Gene Ontology annotation, molecular function: histone H2AT120 kinase activity; nuclear estrogen receptor binding. NCBI's taxonomy places the organism in Eukaryota, Metazoa, Chordata, Aves, Galliformes, Phasianidae. Bases 1 to 2577 code for a protein of 858 amino acids. Gene Ontology annotation, cellular component: Cul4-RING E3 ubiquitin ligase complex; nucleus.